Staurois parvus is the source of this 332-nucleotide messenger RNA. The record is from the annotation of a GenBank genome assembly. Lineage: Eukaryota; Metazoa; Chordata; Amphibia; Anura; Ranidae.
CCCUUGGCUUGUUCUCCACUACGCUUCUGCCUGAUCCCAACCUGCGACUGCUCUUUACUGACUUUGGCUUGUUUACUGACCACGUUUCUAUUUGAUCCUUACCUGCUUAUACGCUACUGGACCUCCGCUUGCUCACCUCCUGCCAAAUCCAUCUCCAACAUCAGAAGCUCUGGUGAACACCGGUUGUACUUGGACUCCGAACCUCAGGUGAUCCCACUCCUCCGCCACGGUGACCUGCCUGUGUACCUAUCCUGCUGGUUUCAGGUAAGCCUUUCCACUGCCAUAGCAACUGGUCUUUGAGCCUGACCCCUGAUCCUGACAGGUACCUGAAU